AUGGAUGCUCUUUCUAACUUUGACAGAUAUGUUAGAGCUUCCUAUCGAGUAGAAAAUAUGAAGUCUGAACUAGAUUUAUAUUUGGAGGAGAACUUGGUACCUAGGACUGAAGAGUCAUUUGAUAUAUGCAAUUAUUGGAAGGUGACGGGCCUCAAAUACCCUUUGUUGAGUAUGAUUGCUAAGGAUGUGUUUGCUGUGCCUGUUAGCACUGUUGCAUCAGAAUCUUCAUUCAGCACUGGUGGUAGACACGUGAGUCCUCAUCGAUCGAGACUUCAUCCUUCUACAUUAGAAGCAUUAGUAUGCACACAGAAUUGGUUGAUGACUGACAAAAAAGUAACAAUAAAUGAUGAAGAUGUUGAUGUUGAUCCAACAAUGGAGCCUUACGUUGUUGAUCUUGAUGAUUAG
Molecule: messenger RNA, 405 nt
Organism: Cannabis sativa
Lineage: Eukaryota; Viridiplantae; Streptophyta; Magnoliopsida; Rosales; Cannabaceae
Product: zinc finger BED domain-containing protein DAYSLEEPER-like
Exons: 3
Coding region: 1-405 (134 amino acids)
Molecular function (GO): protein dimerization activity
Source: RefSeq, a predicted model, not a curated record